GGUAUAUUCGAUUGACCGUUAUCGAUUUGUUGGUCACACUGCCGUUCUUUUGUUUUUAUUUCCCCGGUAAAAUGUUUGGAACAGUAAAUAAUUAUUUAUCCAGCGUGCUAAGUGCCACCGAUGACUACGAUGGCGAGGCCUUGGGCACCCACAUAUCCCUGCGCGAUGUCCACGUGCAGAACCACAACCUGUACAUUGCCCAGCCGGAGAAGUUGGUGGAGCGAUUCCUGAAGCCGCCCAUAGAUGAAGUAGUGUCCGCUCACCUAAAGGUGCUCUAUCAGCUGGCCCAGGAGCCACCCAACUACAUGGAGGCAUACACACAGCAGGCAGCAGCCUGCGGAGCGGUUGUGCGCCUACUGCAGUCGCUGAAGGAUGAAAACUGGUGCCUGCCCCUGAUGUACCGUGUGUGCCUGGACCUUAGGUACCUGGCACAGGCCUGCGAGAAGCGCUGUCGAGGAUUCACGCCGGGUCAUGUGCUGGAGAAGGCUGCCGACUGCAUGAUGGCCUGCUUUCGGGUGUGCGCCGCCGACGGGCGUGCCUCCGAGGAGGACACGAAGCGUCUGGGCAUGAUGAACCUGGUGAAUCAGUUGUUCAAGGUGUACUUUCGCAUCAACAAGCUGCAUCUGUGCAAGCCGCUCAUUCGGGCCAUUGAAAAUUGCGUGUUCAAGGACUCGUUUCCCCUGCCGGAGCAGAUCACCUACAAAUACUUUGUGGGCCGGCGGGCCAUGUUCGAUUCCAACUACCAGGGUGCCGUGGAGGAUCUAUCGUUUGCAUUUACCAACUGCCCGGACCGGUUUGCCAGCAACAAGCGACUGAUCCUCAUCUACUUGGUGCCGGUGAAGAUGCUGCUCGGUUACCUCCCAGCCAAGUCCCUACUCCAGCGCUAUGAUCUUCUGCUGUUCCAUGACCUGGCGCUGGCCUUGAAGGCGGGCAAUGUUAAGCGAUUUGAUGAGAUCGUACGCGAUCACGAGCUGGUCCUGAUCCGUAGUGGUAUCUAUCUGCUGGUGGAGAAGCUCAAGUUUAUGGUGUAUCGGAAUUUGUUCAAGAAGGUGUUCAUUAUCCGGCAAACCCACCAGUUGGACAUGGAUGACUUCCUUGCGGCCCUGCAGUUUGUGGGUGUGACGGAUGUCUCCCUGAACGAGGCGCACUGCAUCAUCGCCAAUCUCAUUUACGACGGCAAGAUCAAGGGUUACAUCUCCCACGCCCACAAUAAGCUGGUCGUGUCCAAGCAGAACCCAUUCCCACCGCUCAUUUCACUGUAGGAAUUUUUAAAGAUUGUAAAGACUAGACAUUAAAUUGAAUACGAAAAGA
This is a messenger RNA of Drosophila kikkawai, 1311 nucleotides long. It is a transcript of the gene PCID2, whose product is annotated as PCI domain-containing protein 2. Gene Ontology annotation, molecular function: double-stranded DNA binding; RNA binding. NCBI's taxonomy places the organism in Eukaryota, Metazoa, Arthropoda, Insecta, Diptera, Drosophilidae. Gene Ontology annotation, cellular component: transcription export complex 2. Gene Ontology annotation, biological process: transcription elongation by RNA polymerase II; poly(A)+ mRNA export from nucleus; post-transcriptional tethering of RNA polymerase II gene DNA at nuclear periphery. The record is from RefSeq and is a predicted model, not a curated record.